AUGAUUGGUUCAGGGUUUUUCAAGUCCAAGGUUGAAAAUUAUUUUCCUAAAACCCCUAUAAGGUUCAAUAAAAGGCUUGUUAAAGAAGGCGAUGCCGCAACAGCAACAACUGCUACCACUGCUACUACUACCAACACUACUACUACUACUACUACUACAGAAUCCACUACUAUUCCCGAACUCAUCAAAAGCAAAAUCAAGGAAUUUGAAAAAGACUACACAUUCUACGUCAACCCAUUACUUUCUUCUGGACAUACUCAAACUGCAUAUACUGCUUUGAACAAAUUUGAAUCGCGCAAUUUGGUCUACUACAAACGACAGAUUAUAACUAUUGAGGACAAAACGUAUACUUUGCCCAAUGGAACAAAAUUAAAGUAUGAUCAAUGGAAAGGAGAGAGUACUGUAGCUCUUGAUUAUGCUAUGAAAACACCGGUUACCCCAGAUCCGGAUCAUCUAAGGUUUAGACCAAGUUCACAGCAAGAAGAAUUACCGCCAAGAACCGAGUUCAAAAAUCCUGAAGAAGAGUUGAUUGAAAACACAGAUGACAAACCAUUACUAAUUGUUUUACACGGAUUAUCAGGUGGGUCUUUUGAAGCUUACAUUAGAGCAGUAUUGGAGAAAAUAAUUGAAGAUCCAUACGACUUUGAUGCUGUUGUGUUGAACUCUCGUGGAUGUGCUCAUCACACCAUUACCAGUCCUCAACUAUAUAAUGGAUUAUGGACAAAUGAUGUGAGAUAUUUAAUGAAUGAGUUUGUCACUAAAAAAUGGCCCAAGAAAAGAAUAUACAUGAUGGGUUUUUCCCUUGGAGGUGCCAUAUUGGCUAACUAUCUCGGACAAGAAGCUAGUGCAGUAUCGCCACAGAUCAAGGGAGCUUGCAUGUUUGGAACGCCAUGGGAUUUCCCGGAUGGUGCACAUCACUUGAGGGCAAGCAUUAUAGGCCACAAUGUAUAUUCUCCAACAAUGUGCGCUAAUUUACUAAAAUUAUUGAACAAGCAUGGAAUCCUUACUGAAAAUGAAUUUGUUAAACAGUACCGGGAUGAUCCUUCAAAGUAUAAUGUCAAGUUUUUGAAAGAUUUUGAUAACUUCUUUACAAGUCGAUUAUUUGGUCUUAAUUCUGCUGACGAAUAUUACCGUUUGGCUUCUCCUGUUCAAAGAUUGUUAAAAGUUCGAGUUCCUACGUUGAUUAUAAGUUCCGUGGAUGAUCCAGUUACAGGUUCAAGAUCAUUACCUUAUUCUGAGUCGGAAUUAAACCCAUACGUGACAAUGGUGACGACCACUGUUGGUGGACAUUUGGGAUGGUUCACAUGGAAUGGAGAGAGAUGGUAUACUAUACCAGUUUGUAAAUUUUUGAAAGAGUUGGACCAGCUUGAUGUUGACAAGUCUAGUAUUACAAAGGAUGAUUUGCCUUUGGAUAUUUCUCAAAGUUGGAAAUAUGACCGGUUAGUCAAUGGAAUGUUGGACGCGUCCACUACCGAGCAAAGCGAGAUAGUGGAGCACACUGACUAG
Messenger RNA from Lodderomyces oxycetoniae, 1506 nucleotides. RefSeq names its product putative carboxylic ester hydrolase. Gene Ontology annotation, biological process: medium-chain fatty acid biosynthetic process; medium-chain fatty acid catabolic process. Lineage: Eukaryota; Fungi; Ascomycota; Pichiomycetes; Serinales; Debaryomycetaceae. Gene Ontology annotation, molecular function: acetylesterase activity; monoacylglycerol lipase activity. The record is from RefSeq and is a predicted model, not a curated record. Bases 1 to 1506 code for a protein of 501 amino acids. The transcript has a single exon.